UUUGCAUCAGCAGCAUUGCCCGUUCGUUCUUUUGUCUUCUCGUUCUCAUCUCUCUCCCUCCUUAAACCCCACUAUUUCCAGGGUUUUACAAUUCACGCAGACGAAAAAAGCCUCGGCUUUUACCAACAAUGGCCAAACUUUAGUAUCCGAUUCAACAUCCACCAUGGGUUCUUCCGGUGCUUUCUCUCUUUGCUCUCACACAAACAUAUUCACUCCCAAAUUCACCAAUCUCAAGCUUUCCUAUGAUUCCCUUAAACCCCUUUCCUUAACCAAUCCAAAAAACCAAUUCACAUUCCUAAAAAUCAAACUUCUUAAAUCCCCCAAAACCAUCACCCACUUCUCCAAACCCCACAAAAAUCUCCACCGUUUGUUGUUGGAUAAAGCCGUGGGUUUUCUCGUGGGGUCGGUUUUCUUUAUUGGGUGUUUCAAUAUAAGAGCCGCCAUUGCAGUUCCUUCUCAAACAAGCGGUUCCAGUGCGAAAUUCGAAGAAAUUAGAGAUACCCAGAAGGAGGAAACUGAAGAGGAAGAACUUUACGAGAAGCUUUUGGAGAAAGAGCCAAAAAAUGUAGAGGCUUUGAAGGUGGUUUUGUAUGGCAAGAUGAGAAGAGGGAAGACCAAAGAGGCCGUGAAGUAUGUGGAGAGGUUGGUCGAGUUGGAACCGGAGGAAGUUGAGUGGAGGCUUUUGAUGGCGCUUUCUUAUGAAAUGAUGGGGCAACUAAGCGUUGCAAAGAGGUUGUUUAAAGAAAUCUUGGAGGAGAGGCCUCUCUUUCUCAGAGCUUUGCAUGGUCUAGCGUUGGCGAUGCACAAAAAUAAUGAAGGUCCAGCAGUUUUCAAGAUGUUGAAUGAGGCUCUGGAGAUUGCUCGCCGUGAAAAAAGAGUCACUGAGGAGAGAAACAUAAGAAUUUUGAUUGCACAGAUGCAUGUUGUCAGGGGGGAAUUGGAGGAGGGCUUGCAGGAAUUUCAAACUCUAGUUGAUGAGGAUCACCGUGAUUUUCGGCCUUAUCUCUGCCUGGGCAUUAUCUAUAGUCUGAUGGAUAAAAAGGAGGAGGCUGCUGAGCAAUUUGAGACAUACCGGGCUCUUGUGCCCGAAGAAUUUCCGCAGAGGAAUUUUCUUGAUGAUGUUGUGUUGGCUGCAAAAAAACAGUCUCGAGAACAGUUGCAGAAGGAGUUCAAGGCUGAAUACUCAAACUGGAAGUAUUAGCUUAAGUGGGGCCUUCUCGAGCUCAAAACAAAAGUAAUAGUUUCUUUCCCCCCUUUUUUGUUUCAAUGGCAAUUUGACAAUGCCAAAGCUUGUUCAUCUUGGCAUUGAACUGUAGAUGAGAUUUGUCAUUUGUGGAAAAUGAUUUAUAUCGGAGAGAAGUAUGUGGUAGAGUAUGAGCGAUAAACACAGUUUUUAACCUUCUUAUCAAAUAAUCAUCAUUAAAGUAGGAUAUAAUUUUUCAGGCCUAGCAAAGAAUUAUUCUUACUUCGUAAUUC
Messenger RNA from Morus notabilis, 1476 nucleotides. RefSeq names its product protein SLOW GREEN 1, chloroplastic. The coding region runs from base 164 to 1201 and encodes 345 amino acids. Gene Ontology annotation, molecular function: protein binding. The record is from RefSeq and is a predicted model, not a curated record. The transcript has 4 exons. NCBI's taxonomy places the organism in Eukaryota, Viridiplantae, Streptophyta, Magnoliopsida, Rosales, Moraceae.